CGUUGCAUCAAGCGGCGUGCAGCAGCAGCAGCAGCAGCAGGCUUAGACUUCCAUUGUUCCUGUUUCAUCACAGGCAGAGCUCCGUGCCCCCCCUUCAAGAGGCAGGACAGGGAAAACAGGGAAAGACUUGUUCAUCUGAGACCUGAGGCUUUCUCAGUAAGGAUUAUUUUUGUGGAAGGAGCAGCAGGAGGGACUGCUGCUGUCUUGUGUGUGCACACAGUCCUCUGGACUGCCUUUGGGAACUACAUCCACAUCCAGCCGUAUCCGUGGCGAUGGGGCUGCAUGGUGGAACAGCCGUCAGUCGUGGGAGUUUGAAGAAGGCACCGGCUCUCCUUCUUUGGAGGUUAGGACUGCUGUGCUUUUCCGUCUGGGCCCUGGAUGCUGAAAAUGCCGAAGAGACUAAACCCCUGUACAUCUGGAAGACAGGUCCGUGGGGUCGUUGCAUGGGCAGUGAGUGUGGACCCGGAGGCAGCCAGAGCAGGGCGGUGUGGUGCUCCCACCCUGAUGGAUGGACCACUCUGCACACCAACUGUGACCAGGCAGAGCGACCAGACAACCAGCAGGGCUGCUUCCGUGUGUGCGACUGGCACAAAGACCUGUACGGCUGGCAGCUCGGAGCCUGGAAUCAGUGUGUCCCGGUGGUGAUGCGAAACGGUGGGGGGCAGCGACCAGCUGUGUGCUCGCGGGGGGAGGAGGGCAUCCAGACCCGGGAGGUGGGCUGUGUUCAGAAGGCGGAUGGAGAACCGGCAGAAGACGCCAUCUGUGAAUACUUUGAGCCCAGGCCUCGGCAGGAGCAGGCCUGUCUCAUCCCCUGUCCGCGGGACUGCGUGGUGUCUGAGUUCACUCCAUGGACUUUGUGCUCUAAAACCUGUGGAAUGGGCUUACGGAACCGGGUUCGCAACGUUCUGGCGCCACCCUUGUUUGGGGGGUCAGCCUGCCCAAACCUGACUGAAUUUCAGACAUGUCAGGUGGGACCAUGCGAGGGGGAGGAGAGCCUUUACAGCCUCAGAGUGGGUCCAUGGGGCCCCUGUUCUGUGCCAAACUCAAGACAAACCAGACAAACUGACAAAGCACUCAAAGAGAACAAGAAAAGAUCCAAGGAUGCUGACAAAUUAUCAAGGGAGGGAAAAAAUCAGCCCAGGGAGAACAAACAGGUGGUGGGAGUAAACAAACAGAUGAGAGACGAUGAAAAACUGUACAAGGAGGUGGAGAAGACACCAAGACAGGACGAAAAAUCACCAAGAGAUGGGAAGAAAGCCUCUGCACCAAACAGAAAACGGAUCAAAGCAAAGAAGAAGGCCGACAGGCAAGCAGAUCGACCCAGACGACAGAAAAAGAUGAAGAACAAGGACAAAAGAGAGAAAAAGAGAAAGGAAGUCAAGGAGAGAUUAAGAGAGAGGGGCAAAGUCAAAGACCCUGAGACCAGAGAACUGAUGAAAAAGAGGAGGAACAAGAACCGCCAGAACCGUCCCGGAGGAAAGUUCUGGGAUCUGCAGGUUGGCUACCAGACCAGAGAAGUGAGCUGCCAGCACAAGAGCGGGAACAUGGAAGCUCUGAGCAUGUGCUCUCAGGAGAUGCUGCCAGUCACCUUCCAGGCCUGCGUCGUUCCCAGAGACUGCGAUGUGACCGAGUGGUCCGAGUGGUCAGCCUGUUCCAAGGAAUGCUACGACCCCAACACCCCCGGUGGGGGCCAGCGCACCCGAACAAGGAGAGUGAGCCAGUUCCCUCUGAGUGGAGGAGCAGAGUGUCCGGAGCUGGAGGAGAGUGAGCCGUGCAGCCCUCAGGCAGACACGGCGCCCACCUGCACACUAAACACCUGGAAGACCACUGAGUGGACGGAGUGCAGGGUGGAUGCACUGCUGAGCCAGCAGGACCGUCGUCGUGGAAACCAAACUGGUUUGUGUGGAGGAGGGAUCCAGACACGCGAGGUCUACUGUGUGCAAGCUGGUGCUGAAAUGCCCUCAAACCUGAGGACUAAAGACGCACUGCGACCAGUGGAUAGUGAGCUCUGCCAAGGCAUCCCGCCAAACACCACCCAGCUAUGUCACAUCAACUGUCCUGUGGAGUGUGAGGUGUCGCCAUGGAGCGCCUGGGGGCCCUGCACCUUUGAGAACUGUCAAGACCAAGCCACCAAGAAAGGCUUUAAACUGAGGAAGAGGAGGAUCAUCAAUGAGCCCACAGGUGGGAUGGGAAACUGCCCCCACCUGGUAGAAGCCAUCCCGUGCGAUGACCCCAGCUGCUUCGAGUGGCUGGUGGUUAAAUUGGAGGAGUGCGUUCCUGACAAUGACAGAGAAUGCGGUCCAGGGACUCAAAUUCCACAAGUCCAGUGUGUCAACAGCGAAGGUCUCUUUGUAGAGAAGCAGCUUUGCCGUGAUGCCAUCCUUCCUAUGCCAACUAUCUGUGAGGUGCCUUGCCCCAAAGACUGUGCCUUGAGCCCCUGGACCCAGUGGUCACCCUGCUCUCAUACCUGCUCUGGGAAAAAUGCAGAGGGAAAGCAGACCCGAGUGCGUUCCAUUCUCGCUUACAAUGCAGGGGAAGUGACAGGUAAAAUUGUGGCAUGGGUCACUGUGAUGCAGGGAGGAGUCCAGUGUCCCAAUGCUAGUGCUCUCCAAGAGGUGAGGAGCUGCAAUGACCAUCCCUGCACUGUUUACCACUGGCAAACUGGUCCGUGGGGGCAGUGCAUCGAAGACUCUUCGUUCCCCUACACUAACGUGUCAGUGGGCGUCACGCGAACGGACGAUGGAUCCUGUGCUGUGGGGAUGCAGACCCGCAAAGUCAUCUGUGUUCGUGUCAAUGUGGGACAAGUUCCACCCAAAAAGUGUCCUGAGAGUCUCCGCCCAGACACCGUCAGACCUUGUUUGCUUCCUUGCAGGAAAGACUGCAUUGUCAGCCCUUACAGUGAGUGGAGCCCCUGUCCGUCAACAUGUCCAGGAGGUGGUAAUUCCAAGAAAAAACAAGUUAGGAAACGGAUCAUCAUCCAGGUCCCAGCUAAUGGAGGACAAGACUGUCCUGAGGUUUUGGUCCAGGAAAGAGAUUGUGAAGCUCGUUCUGUUUGUCCUGGAUACAGAUGGAAAACCCACAAAUGGCGCCGAUGUCGACUGGUUCCAUGGUCGAUUCGGCAGGACAGUCCUGGCGCUCAAGAGACCUGUGGGCCGGGUCUGCAGUUUCGAGCCAUUUCAUGCCGGAAGCAGGACGGCGGUCAAGCAGACAUUGAGGCGUGUCUGAAGUCUGCCAGCCCCAUGCCGCCUCUCACCCAGCAGUGCCAUUUGCCCUGUCAGGAGGACUGUCAGCUCAGCAGCUGGUCCAAGUUCUCCUCCUGUACAGCCAACUGUGUGGGUGUCAGGACCCGAAAGAGGAGCCUGAUGGGAAAGAGUAAAAAGCGUGACCAGUGUAAAAACAACCAAAUGUACCCCCUGAGUGAGACCCAGUACUGCCCGUGUAAGAAGUACAAUGCCCAACCUGUUGGAAACUGGUCGGACUGCAUCCUUCCUGACAACAGCCGCAUGGAGGGCCAGCUUGGCAUGAAGGUGCAAGGGGACGUCAAGGAAUGUGGUCAAGGCUACCGCUACCAAGCAAUGGCGUGCUACGACCAGGACAGUCGCUUGGUGGAGACUUCUCGCUGCAACAGUCAUGGCUACAUCGAGGAGGCUUGUAUCAUCCCUUGUCCCUCUGACUGCAAGCUGAGCGAGUGGUCCAACUGGUCACGUUGCAGUAAGUCUUGUGGCAGUGGGGUCAAAGUUCGCUCCAAGUGGCUCAGAGAAAAGCCCUACAAUGGUGGGAGACCAUGUCCGAAACUGGACCACGUUAACCAGGCUCAGGUGUAUGAGGUGGUGCCAUGCCUCAGUGACUGUGGGCAGUAUGUGUGGGUAGCCGAGCCCUGGAGUGUGUGGAAAAUUAGCAACGUGGACCUGAGGAGCAACUGCGGUGAAGGUGUGCAGACCAGGAAAAUCAGGUGCAUGCUGAACACCAUAGAUGGGCCAUCUGAGCAGGUGGAGGACUACCUGUGUGACCCGGAAGAGAUGCCUUUAGGGGCCCGGAACAGCCAGCUACCCUGUCCUGGUGACUGUGUGUUGUCGGACUGGGGGUCAUGGAGCCCAUGUCCUCUGCCCUGCAAUGAGAACAGGACUCGUGAGAGGACUGCUUUCCCGCUGCGUCAGCCCGGAAACAACAAGACCUGCCCUCCUACCACAGCAACAGAGCCAUGCAAAAUGAACAGCAACUGCUUCCACUACUCGUACAACAUCACAGACUGGAGCACCUGCCAGCUCAGUGAAAAGGCCGUGUGUGGAUACGGCAUCAAGACCCGCAUGUUGGACUGUGUGCGCAGUGAUGGGAAAUCUGUGGACCCCAGCUUCUGCAAGAAGCUGGGUUUAGACAGGAAGCUGCAGAUGAAUGCUUCCUGCGUGGUGGAGUGUCCCGUCAACUGCCAGCUGUCUGACUGGUCAGCAUGGUCUGAGUGCACACGCAGCUGCGGCCUGGCAGGUAAACUGUGGAGGAGACGGACAGUGGUCCAGGCUCCUCAGGGAGACGGGAGGCCAUGCCCUUACCAAAUGGAACAGUGGAAGCCAUGCCCAGUUCAGCCCUGCUACAGCUGGAGAUACAGCGCCUGGUCUGUAUGCAGAUCUGAGGGGGCCAGGUGUGGUCAUGGGAUGCGCUUCAGGAAUGUGUCGUGCUUUGUGUCAGACGGUUCGGGUCAGCAGGACAGUGGUCUGGUGGAUGACGAGCUGUGUGCAGAUGUGGAGCUGUUGGUGGACGGAGAUGCCCAGAUCAUCCUCCAGGAGGCAUGCAUCAUUCCCUGCCCGGGCGAUUGCUACCUGACUGACUGGACUGUGUGGAGUCCGUGCCAGCUGAACUGCGUGAAUGGAGACGAUCUGGGUUUUGGCUCUGUCCAGGUUCGAUCCAGAGCUGUAGUGGCCCAGGAUCCUGAAAACCUGCUGCAAUGUCCAGAACAAGAGCUGGAGGCCCGGCCCUGCACAGGGGGGCAGUGCUUUGAAUACAAGUGGAGGAGCGGACCGUGGAGAGGCUCAUCUCGUCAGGUUUGGUGUGAGCGCUCAGAUGGACUGAACGUUACAGGUGGAUGUCUGCAAAGCUCCAAGCCGAUGGCUGACCGAUCUUGCCACCCGCCGUGUACCAAGCCUCGGUCAUUCUGCACUGAGGCCGGCGUCUGCGGCUGUGAAGAGGGCUUCACUGAAGUCAUGACCUCUGAUGGCCUGCUGGAUCAGUGCACCGUCAUCCCCAUGCUGGAGAUCCCCACCACAGGAGACAACAGGGCCGACGUCAAGACCAUACGAGGCUUUAACCCCACCCAGCCGGCAGCCAGCGCACCUGGCAGGGCGGGGCGCACCUGGUUCCUGCAGCCGUUUGGACCAGACGGGAAGCUCAAGACGUGGGUGUACGGAGUGGCUGCAGGAGUCUUCGUCCUGCUGGUCUUCAUCAUCUCCAUGACGUAUCUGGCAUGCAAAAAGCCGAAGAAGCCUCCGCGCCGGCAGAUGAACAACAGGCUGAAGCCUCUGACUCUGGCCUACGACGGGGACGCUGACAUGUAGACGUCCUCCAUGAGAAAAUGCCCAUCUCCUGUGCAGACCCUGUUCUGAAGCCUUUUGAGAGCUGCUCAGCCAGCGUCCAGGAACAACGGUCUUGACUGUGACCUCACAGCUCACACUCUGAGCUCAUGUUUAUUUCACAGCCUUGAUGUUUUUUGUCACAGGAGCCUUUACAAACUUUUGAUCUUCUUCUGGAAGUCUGCCUAUGCCUCUUCUUCUUCGUGUGCUGCCACUGGCUGCUUUCAGACCACAGGGUCUAGUUAAGAUAACGUCUUUGUGGAAAAGCACAAGUUUCCCACCCCCCUCCAGUGUUCCUUCCUUUUUGUAACAGCAUAGCUGCAUGAAUUUUUCUAUCAUUUGUUGAUUUUCCAAGAACCCUUGUUUGUCUUUGUGGCCUGGGUGCAGCUUUUAGGAAAAAUACAAUCAGAAGCGAGAGUCGCCAGCUCCGUCGCCUGUCCUCCCUUCUGUUCUCCAGGCAUAAUUUUUGCACUAUAUUAGUGCAGCAUGACACGUGCGCCUCGCUUCGCCAUAUCAAACUGCCUCUCUUAAUUCAAGAUAUGCACAAUCUUGUGCAAGAUAUGUAAAAACAGACUUUUUUUUGCAAAGUUUUGUAAAAAAAAAAAAAAAAAGAAAAGAUAAAAAAAGGGAUUCUCCAUUACCUCUUGUAUGCAAAACAUUGAAUUCUGUAUAGAUUUGUCUGUAUUUUCAACUUUAACUUUCUAGUUUGUACAGCUGACAUCCCAAACCCUGCAGGACUCAUUCACUUGCUAAUGAUGUUUUGACUGUGAGGAUGUUUUUUAAUUUUUCCUCUGUAAGUUAACAUUUAAAAUCAACGACUCAUUUUAGACAUGGGAAUCUUUAGAAAUGACUCUGUAAAAAAGAACGAUGCUCCACAGUGGGUGUUACUUCUGUUUCAAGUCAAACCUGUGUGUUGUGGAUGGGUGCGCCCACACAGGAAGUGGAAAUGAUGGUCGCCCUCAAACUGCUUCCAGAAACUUGCAUGCCUUUGUGAUGUAGAUGUAAAGAGGAUGUACUCAUGAGGAGUAAUUAGGAUUUGGGCGAAGGGCAGAAAACAAAGGUGAGUCACAUAUAUGAGGCGGUUUUUUGAGUAAUAAGACUGGAAGAUUGAAUCAGUCAAGCUCAUCUGGGUUUGCCCUGUUGCUUUUAGUAAAUCUGGAGUCAUAAGCUCCUCCGGGUUUCUUAAACUAGUUGUCUGUGUGAUGGUGCAGUCAUGAAGCUCUAUUCCUGAUGUACAUUUCUAAACAUAAAGCACAUUUUACUUUGGAAAAUGUGACCCAACAAAGCGGGCCAUCGUCAGAAACUCACCAUAAGAGCCCGGAGUGAUGUUGAGUUUUUGUCGUUUUUCAGAUUUUGUGACUGAAUCACCUCUGACUUUGGAAGUGUGGCUUAUUUUUUGUUGGUUGAGAAAGAGAGAUGAAUGCAUAUGAAGUGGAUGAACGGGAACAUAAAUGAACAUUUGGUCCAGGGUCAAAUUGCUCAUCCAUGGCAGACGUCGUGUUGACUGGCGAUGGCGAAUGGCGUUUCGGUGUUCUGUGCAGUUAGUUGCCUGUAAGUUUAUGGAAUGUCUAAGUUUUAUUUCUCAGAAUUUGAGUUGCAAAAAAAGUGCUAUAUAUUUCUUUUGUAAAUUAAUAUUUAUUGUUUUUGUAAUAUAUUGUGUUUCCUCUUUUUUACUGCACAAGAUCUAACUAAGAACAAACUGGAGGCAUGAAUGUGGGUGUGGUUAAAGCAACUUUUCUUGUUAAAAACUUAAUGGCUGAUCAACUCUUGUCUUUUCCUACUGUUUAUAUGUAUUUGAAUAACAGCUGAAAUAAACAAUGAAUUAUUGGUA
Oryzias latipes (Japanese medaka) is the source of this 7392-nucleotide messenger RNA. The record is from RefSeq and is a predicted model, not a curated record. Lineage: Eukaryota; Metazoa; Chordata; Actinopteri; Beloniformes; Adrianichthyidae.